GGAAGAGCCGUUUGGGUCGAUUUCGCCCGGCUGCGAGGACCGAGUGACGGAAGUUACUCGGGGUUGUUGGUUUUUUUGUUUUUUUUUUUAAAAGAGAUAAUUUUGUCUCCGCAGAACGACGGAAGGGCGAGGAGGGGAGCGGGCGACCGGAGUUUCUUAAGGCGGGGGGGGGAGGCCGCGCGCCAUUAGGCUUCCCUUUCAGUUUCUUUUGUCCUUUUCCGCUCCCUCGCCCGCCCAUCAUGGCGGCCACCUCCAACCUGCAGAAAGCAAUAGACCUUGCUAGCAAAGCAGCACAAGAAGAUAAAGCAGGGAACUUUGAGGAAGCCCUACAUCUGUAUCAACAUGCUGUGCAGUAUUUUCUUCAUGUUGUUAAAUAUGAGGCACAGGGUGACAAAGCAAAACAAAGCAUCAGAGCAAAAUGUACUGAAUAUUUGGACAGAGCAGAAAAGCUGAAGGACUAUUUGAAAAAGAAGGAGAAAACUCCUCUUAAACCAGUGAAAGAAUCUGGUCCAGCUGAUGAAAAAGGGAAUGAUAGUGAUGGGGAAGGAGAAUCAGAUGAUCCUGAAAAAAAGAAGCUACAGAAUCAACUUCAAGGUGCCAUUGUCAUGGAACGACCAAAUGUCAAAUGGAGUGAUGUUGCUGGACUAGAAGGAGCAAAAGAAGCCCUUAAAGAAGCAGUAAUAUUGCCCAUUAAAUUUCCUCACCUUUUUACAGGGAAGCGAACUCCCUGGAGAGGGAUCCUUCUGUUUGGACCUCCAGGAACUGGGAAAUCCUACUUGGCAAAAGCUGUUGCAACGGAAGCUAACAAUUCUACAUUCUUCUCUGUAUCAUCUUCAGAUCUUGUCUCAAAAUGGUUGGGAGAAAGUGAAAAGCUGGUGAAAAAUCUAUUCCAACUUGCCAGAGAAAAUAAACCUUCAAUUAUCUUCAUUGAUGAAAUCGAUUCUUUAUGUGGUUCCCGAAGUGAAAAUGAAAGUGAGGCAGCUCGGAGAAUUAAAACAGAGUUUUUGGUUCAGAUGCAAGGAGUUGGAACAGACAAUGAAGGAAUUUUGGUUCUUGGAGCUACAAAUAUCCCUUGGGUUCUAGAUUCUGCCAUAAGGAGGAGGUUUGAGAAGCGGAUUUAUAUUCCCUUACCUGAAGAUCAUGCAAGAGCAUCAAUGUUUAAGCUUCAUCUUGGGACUACUAAAAAUACCUUGUCUGAAUCAGAUUAUCGGGAACUUGGAAAGCGAACUGAUGGCUAUUCAGGGGCUGAUGUUAGCAUCAUAGUACGUGAUGCUCUAAUGCAACCAGUUAGGAAAGUUCAAUCAGCAACACAUUUCAAAAAAGUGAAAGGACCAUCACUAUCAGAUCCAAAUGUUCUAGUAGAUCUCUUCACCCCGUGUUCUCCAGGAGAACCCAAUGCCAUUGAAAUGACCUGGAUGGACGUACCAGGAGAUAAACUUCUGGAACCUGUUGUUUGUAUGGCUGAUAUGCUGAGGUCACUAGCCAAUACAAAACCAACAGUAAAUGAGCAGGACCUGGAAAAACUAAAGAAGUUCACAGAAGAUUUUGGACAGGAAGGCUAAUCCAAACAACUCUCUAAUCCUAUUGUUUCUUUAUUUGGCAUUAUUGCCUCUGUGUUGCCAAUAAAUAGAUUGCUCAUUCCUUCUUUUGCAUAUGAACUAAAGAGCCUCUUGCAAAGCUCUUCAGGCUUGUAUAUCACUUUCCAAAAAUAUCUAUUAAAUGUCAUUUAUCGGGAGCACGAUAAUAGGACUUGUUGGCAAAAAAAGAAUGGACUAAUGUGGUAUAUAUAUUUUAACAUUUGACAGCCCCUUUGGAAAAAUUCUCAGUAAGAAAUAAUAUAUGCUACCCCAAGUCAGAAGUAUUUAUAAGCUCCUGUUGGCCUAAAAAAUACUUCUAGAGUAUUUUUUUAAACUGAAUUCUAUUUGGUUGUCAAGUGUUGAUUUUUAUAAUCGGUGAAUUUGCUUGCAAAACAAAUGUUCUCUCUUGAAUUAUCAUCUGGAACUUGGUAAUGCAUAUGAUUAAAAUGUUCCUAUCAAUUAGGGUUUCAGAAGGGAAAAGGCACUGAAGGUCAAUACUUAAUUGCGUGCAGAAUUCAAGUUCUGGUGUUUUCUUUUUUUUAUUUCUGCAAUAUGGUAUUGCCUUAAAAACAUCAAGCAUUGUUCUGAAUAACUCGCAGACAUUCACUGUGCGACCUACCAGAGAAUAGACUUGAAAUGUAAAUAGUGUGCGAGACAAUUUCUCUUCCUGUCUGGUUUCAUCUUGCUUUAUUCUCUAUAGGAAUUUAAACCAAGCAAGGGACAUAUUCUAUUAAAAUUCCAUGGAGAAAUCUGAAAUCCACGUUUUUAGCCAGUCAUUUGUUGACAGUAGUUAUUUUCUGAACUGACUGUCAUUUUGAAAGAAGUUCUAGGAACAAAGCGCUAAACAGCCUGAACUUCCUAAGGAUGCUCAGGAGCGAUGCUGUUCUUCAAGAUUUACCUUUAAAAAUUAGAAAGAAAAUCUAUAUUGUUAGUUUAAUAGAUAAAUUAUAUUAAAAAUUAAGCACAGUGCAUGUUUUGCUCCCAAAGCCUUUUGUUAAAAAGUAUGCAUUUUAAAUAAAUUCUUAGUGUGAUCUAUAAGAUAACAGUGGCCAGUUUCAACAUCACAUUAAAAAAGUUUUUACUGAACCUCAGGCUUAAAGUCUUCCUCCUUCCAUAUAACAGAAGGUGCAGUUACAAGUUUCUUGCUUCUGGAUUCCUUUAAGUGCAGUCUGCCUUGCAUUCCAAAAUCAAUAAAUUAUAAUUAAUUUUAUACAUGUUUUAAAAUAAGCAAGCUUCAAACCAUGGGUAAUGAAGCUGCCUUAUUAAAUAUGCCAGAGUUAAAAUUAAUCAGAAUUUAAGAUUCAACAAACAUUAGCCUCUGGUUAAUAAAAAAGCAGAAACUUCCAAAAUUUUGGCCAGGUUGUGAGGGAGGAAAAGGAAAUAUGCAAAUCCAGAACAUUGUUCUCAUCAUAUUAAAUUGUGUUCAAAUGCAGCCAUGACAGCACUUGAAUUUGUGCCUUGGAAAUUUGCCCUGGUUGUAGAUAAGUGAGUGCUGUAGUAUCUAUGUAACACAAAUUGCAUUUCUGUUAAGGAAGUGUAUCUUGUAGAUGCUUAUGGUGUUGCAGAUUUCUGUGUAAAGUACUAUAUGGUCAUCUUAGAGGUUUUGUUUCCUUCUCAUGUCUGUAUUUUGUGUACUUUCUGAAAUCAUAGGAAUGGUUGAAAUUUGUCACUGGAUGAAGUAAGUUGCAAGAUAUCAUUAGUUUACAUUUCUAAUGUUAGAAUCAUAUAUACCUUUAUGUUAAAUAUAUGGACUAUUUUGCUCAAUAUGACCCUGCAAAUUAUACUUUGAAAUCUUGUGAAAGGAACUUUUGAGAACAUGUCCAAGUUGUAAAGUCAUGUACGUUAUCCUCAUGUCAUUUUGUCAGAUCUGUUUGCUAUCCCGUUUAUGCUUUUAUUUAUUGCCUUUAUACCCUGCCUUUUCUCUGGGAACUCAAGCCAAAGUGCAAGGAUCACAUUUCAUAAUAUCCCAUGAACAAUACUGUGAGGUAGAUUGUGCUGAAAGAGAUGAUUGGACCCUGUGAAUUCCACAUGGAGUGGAAUUUUGAACCUGAGUCUUCCUAAUCUAUGUCCAGCCAUUUUUCCUUCAAUUUUUCACAGCUUGCUUCCUGUGCCUAUUGCAGUAUAUUUGUUUUGAAAAAUACAAGGUCUUGAAAACAGCUAUAAUAUUUCAUAAAGAUUCACUACAGUACUGCUAUAUGGGCAUAUUUACUAAAUAUUCAACACUUUUACCAUGGAAACUGUAGGUCACCAAAGUUCUCAAACGAUAUAAAAUCUAAAUUAAAAUAAAUUUGGUAUUAUAUAUGUA
Messenger RNA from Pseudonaja textilis, 3882 nucleotides. It is a transcript of the gene VPS4B, whose product is annotated as vacuolar protein sorting 4 homolog B. Gene Ontology annotation, biological process: endosomal transport; vacuole organization. Gene Ontology annotation, molecular function: ATP binding; ATP hydrolysis activity. NCBI's taxonomy places the organism in Eukaryota, Metazoa, Chordata, Lepidosauria, Squamata, Elapidae. The record is from RefSeq and is a predicted model, not a curated record.